Myotis lucifugus (little brown bat) is the source of this 3832-nucleotide messenger RNA. It is a transcript of the gene SART3, whose product is annotated as squamous cell carcinoma antigen recognized by T cells 3. The record is from RefSeq and is a predicted model, not a curated record. The transcript has 19 exons. NCBI's taxonomy places the organism in Eukaryota, Metazoa, Chordata, Mammalia, Chiroptera, Vespertilionidae. Gene Ontology annotation, biological process: mRNA splicing, via spliceosome. Gene Ontology annotation, cellular component: ASAP complex; cytoplasm; nucleoplasm. Gene Ontology annotation, molecular function: RNA binding; protein binding. The coding region runs from base 31 to 3042 and encodes 1003 amino acids.
GGCAGACCCGGGAGUCGCUGGAAGCGCAAGAUGGCGACGGCGGCCGCAGCGUCGGCUUCGGAACCGGAGACCGAUCCCAAGGCGGGGCCCGAGGCUGAGGGCGAGGAGGACGAGGCGAAGGCGGACAGGACGAGGAGGAAAGUGUUAACGCGCGCCGUGGCCACUGCGGCCUGCAAGGCCAUGGGGCCAGCGUGGGACGAGCAGCGGGAGGAAGGCGUGAGUGAGAGCGAUGGAGACGAGGAGUUCGCCAUGGCCUCCUCGGCGGAGAGCUCCCCCGGCGAGGACGAGUGGGAGUACGACGAAGAGGAGGAGAAGAACCAGCUGGAGAUUGAACGGCUGGAGGAGCAGCUGUCUAUCAACGUCUAUGACUACAACUGCCACGUGGACCUGAUCCGGCUGCUGCGGCUGGAAGGGGAGCUCACCAAAGUGAGGGUGGCCCGCCAGAAGAUGAGUGAGAUCUUCCCUUUGACAGAAGAGCUCUGGCUGGAGUGGCUGCACGACGAGAUCAGCAUGGCCCUGGACAGCCUGGACCGAGAGCACGUGUACGACCUCUUUGAGAAAGCCGUGAAGGAUUACAUAUGUCCAAACAUUUGGCUAGAGUAUGGCCAGUACUCAGUCGGUGGGAUUGGUCAGAAAGGUGGCCUGGAGAAAGUCCGCUCUGUGUUUGAAAGGGCUCUCUCGUCUGUCGGUUUACAUAUGACCAAAGGACUGGCCAUCUGGGAGGCUUACCGGGAGUUCGAAAAUGCGAUUGUGGAAGCUGCCCGGCCCAUGGCUGGCUUCCUUUCCCCUUUUGACUGGGAACAAACCUUUGAUUCACAGCUGGAGAAAGUGCACAGUCUCUUCCGGCGACAGUUGGCAAUCCCACUCUACGAUAUGGAGGCAACAUUUGCAGAGUAUGAAGAGUGGUCGGAAGACCCAAUACCAGAGUCGGUAAUUCAGAGCUAUCACAAAGCGCUACAACAGCUGGAGAAAUACAAACCUUACGAGGAAGCACUGUUGGAAGCAGAGGCUCCCAGGCUGGCCGAAUAUCAAGCAUACAUCGAUUUUGAGAUGAAAAUCGGCGAUCCUGCUCGCAUUCAGUUGAUCUUUGAGCGUGCCCUGGUUGAGAACUGCCUGGUUCCAGACUUAUGGAUCCGUUACAGUCAGUACCUAGACCGGCAGCUGAAAGUAAAGGACUUGGUUUUAUCUGUACAUAAUCGUGCUGUUAGAAACUGCCCCUGGACAGUUGCCCUGUGGAGCCGGUACCUCUUGGCCAUGGAAAGACACGGAGUUGACCAUCACGUGAUUGUUGUGACCUUCGAGAAAGCUUUGAGUGCUGGCUUCAUUCAGGCCACGGACUAUGUGGAGAUUUGGCAAGCAUACCUUGAUUACCUGAGGAGAAGGGUUGAUUUCAAACAAGACUCCAGUAAAGAGCUGGAAGAGUUGCGGUCCGCCUUCACUCGUGCUUUGGAGUAUCUGAAACAGGAGGUGGAAGAACGUUUCAAUGAGAGUGGGGAUCCAAGCUGCAUGAUCAUGCAGAACUGGGCCAGGAUCGAGGCUCGACUGUGUAAUAACAUGCAGAAAGCUCGGGAGCUCUGGGACAGCAUCAUGACCAAAGGAAACGCCAAGUAUGCCAACAUGUGGCUCGAGUAUUACAACCUGGAAAGGGCACACGGCGACACCCAGCACUGCAGGAAGGCUCUGCACCGGGCCGUCCAGUGCACCAGUGACUACCCAGAGCACGUCUGUGAAGUGCUGCUCACCAUGGAGAGGACAGAAGGUACUUUAGAAGAUUGGGAUAUAGCCGUCCAGAAAACCGAAACUCGAUUAGCCCGUGUUAAUGAGCAGAGAAUGAAGGCGGUGGAGUGUGUGUCACUGCUGCGUCCAGUGAUGCAUCAUAUGCCCCUUUUCCAGGCUGCGGAGAAGGAAGCCACCCUCGCCCAGCAGGAAGAGGAGAAGGCUGAGCACCGGAAGAGGGCCCGGGCUGAGAAGAAAGCGCUGAAAAAGAAAGUAGCCAGAGGCGCGGACAAGCGCAAAGCAGAUGAUGCCGAGAAAGAGUGGGGCGGCGGCGACGAAGAAGAGCAGCCUUCCAAGCGCAGAAAGCUGGAGAACAGCGUUCCUGCAGCUGCAGAAGAAGCACCAGACCUGGAAGAGGAAAUGGGGCUCUUUGGGAAAAGCGCAUCUGCAGACGUCACCCCCCCCUCAAAGCAGAAGGAGAGGGCCGCCGCCGCCCUGAAGAGGGACGUGCCCAAGGUGCCCCACGACAGCAGCAAGGACAGCGUCACCGUCUUCGUCAGCAACCUGCCCUACAGCAUGGAGGAGCCAGACGUGAAGCUGCGGCCGCUCUUUGAGGCCUGUGGGGAAGUGGUCGAGGUCCGCCCCAUCUUCAGCAACCGGGGCGAUUUCCGAGGCUACUGCUACGUGGAGUUCAAGGAGGAGAAGUCGGCCCUGCAGGCGCUGCAGUUGGACCGGAAGAAUGUAGGCGGGAGGCCAAUGUUUGUUUCCCCCUGUGUGGAUAAGAGCAAAAAUCCUGACUUUAAGGUGUUCAGGUACAGCACUGCCCUGGAGAAGCACAAGCUGUUUAUCUCAGGCCUACCCUUUUCCUGCACUAAAGAGGAACUUGAAGAGAUCUGUAAGGCUCAUGGCACCGUGAAGGACAUCAGGCUGGUUACCAACCGGGCUGGCAAACCAAAGGGCCUGGCCUACGUGGAAUACGAAAAUGAAUCCCAGGCAUCGCAGGCUGUCAUGAAGAUGGAUGGCAUGACUAUCAAAGAGAAUGUCAUCAAAGUGGCCAUCAGCAACCCCCCUCAGAGGAAAGUUCCAGAGAAGCCAGAAGCAAGGAAAGCACCAGGUGGCCCCAACGUCCCCCGGCAGAUAUAUGGAGCGCGGGGGAAGGGAAGGACCCAGCUCUCUCUGCUGCCUCGCGCCCUGCACCGCCCCAGCGCUACCGGAGCUCAGGCCGAGAAUGGCCCUGCCCUGAAGCCAGCGGUCACCACCUCAGAGGCCACUGAGGCUCCCAAGAUGUCCAAUGCUGAUUUUGCCAAGCUGCUUCUGAGAAAGUGAACGGGACUCAGAGAAGGGAGAUGCCUUACUUCAUGCUGGCCGGGAGGACACCACCUCCCAGCUGUACCCGGGUACGGAAGGGCCCAAGGCAGCGCGGUUUCCCCUGGUGUAGACAGAAAGGGAACGGGUGUCCGAGCAGAGAGGCUUCACAUGUUCCCUCACAUUGAGGGUGACAGCAGGAAAACAGUCACUCCAUGGCUGGGCACCAGGUAUAGUUUCUAAGGUAUUUUUUGUCUUUAAGAGAAAUGGGAGUGAAACUUGGACACACCAUUUUGAGACACACUUGUCCAACUGUUUCAGCCAACUCAGGCCCCUUAUAAGACACUUCUCUUACACUCUGUAUAGUCCAUAUGCCCGUCACUCUUUUAAUUUUUAAAAGACAAAACGGCAAAUGCUAGUAAUUCACCAGAAUGGCCUAUUUUAGUAAAGGGGUGGGGAUAGGGCCAGUCACCUAAAAAAUAUUUGAUGGGUUUUUGUUUUAGGGGGCUGUGUGUUUUUAUAUUAUGUAUUUGUAAAUGACAUGUCAACCCAUUGUUUUAUGUUUCCUCAAAGCAAAAUAUCUGACUUGUUUUCUAUAGGAAUUCUGUGUGCCACCUGCUGUGGACCAUUUUCUUUGCCUAGUGAAUAGUGGACUGUGUUGUUCUUUGUCUAAAUAUUGAGUUUCAGCCCUUGGGUUUUGUUUAAAUACCAUGUCAAGUGCGGACUUAAAUUUUCCUCAUUUAGCUUUGUUUAUUAAACUGAAGUUCUGUUAAGAACCUCUCACAGAAUGGUACUCUGCUGUGCAUUCAAA